UUUACUUUUAGACUACACAAACUGGUCAUAGAUCAACCCAUCCAGAAGGAAAAUGGAUGUACUUACAGGAAAGAAAGUCUUUUCAUCCUUAACUCCAAUUGAUCUUUCAUCUUGUACCAAAGAAAAGAUCAUUGAGUAUUUCAACAACAGUUAUGAUCUAAAUGAGAGCAUCUUUCUUGGGUUGAAAGAUGACUCUGUGUUCUACAAGUGCCCUGACCGUCUAAGGUUGCCCUUGAUAUUUUACUAUGCACACACUGCAGCUGUCUAUGUCAAUAAGUUAAUGUUGGCUGGUCUCAUUAAGGAAAGAGUAAAUCUGGAAUUUGAAACUAUGUUUGAAACUGGAGUUGAUGAAAUGAGCUGGGAUGAUACUGAGAAUUACCGUAUGGGUGGAAGCUACAAGUGGCCUCCGGUCAGCGAGGUUGUUGAAUACCGCAGGGUCGUUCGCAAUUUGAUCCUCAAGGUCAUUGAUGAAACAACUUUAGAGCUGCCUAUAACAAUGGAUAGCCCUUGGUGGGCCCUCAUGAUGGGCAUGGAGCAUGAACGCAUCCACCUGGAGACUUCCUCUGUUUUAAUCAGACAACUUCCUAUUGAGCUGGUGGUUAGACCAGAAGGCUGGAGAUAUGGACCUGUUAAAUCUGAUUGUGCUGUGAAAAAAAACAAGAUGAUUACUGCAGCCUCCAUGGAGGUCACUCUCGGCAAGCCAACAGAAUUCCCUUCUUACGGCUGGGACAAUGAGUAUGGGGAGGUCACAUGCAAAGUUCCACCCUUUGAAGCCAGCCAGUUCCUGAUUACUAAUGCUGAGUUUUUAAAGUUUGUUGAAGAUGGUGGAUAUCAGACCCGUGACUUUUGGACUGAGGAAGGCUGGAAAUGGGUUCAAUUCAGAGAGGCUGUACACCCAACAUUUUGGACUUGCAAUCAAGGCUGCAAAUCAGGCUGUGGUUCAGAUUUGGCUUCCUAUUCCCACUGCCAAGGAAACUAUGAACUGUCUGAUGAAAUUAAUGAUGGGCCACUUCACAAAAAACCAAAGCACUCAGUGUAUCAGUUAAGAGUGAUGUUUGAUUUGAUUGAAAUGCCAUGGGACUGGCCAGUUGAGGUAAACUACCAUGAAGCAAAGGCCUUCUGCAAGUGGAAGGGCCCAGGCUAUCGUCUCCCUGUCGAAGCUGAACACCAUGUCAUGAGAGGACCACAGCUUCCAGCCAGUAAGGGCACUGCAUCAGAUAUCAUAUUUCAAAAGACAAUCAAUGCUAACCUCAACUUCCAAUAUGGCUCCUCAACACCUGUCAACCUGUUCCCACCAAGUAACACUGGUUUCUAUGAUGUCUUUGGCAAUGUUUGGGAGUGGGUAGAGGAUCAUUUCAAUGGCUUGACUGGAUUCCAUACCCACUUCCUGUAUGAUGACUUUUCCUCUCCCUGUUUUGAUGGAAAACACAACAUCAUUUUGGGAGGAUCUUGGAUUUCUACUGGAGAUGAGGCAUCAAGGUUUGCCCGCUAUGCUUUCCGAAGACACUUCUUUCAACAUUGUGGAUUUAGAUUGGCUAAAAGUCAACAAUCAGGAAAAGUUGACCUUCCUGCUAGAGUUGUAGAGAAUGAGGUGUUUGUUCUUGGAUCUGGAGUUGAAGCCAACAAGAUUUAUCUGGACAACAACUUGAGUGUGCAAAGAGUGAAGAGCACCAAUGCUGUGUACAACUAUGAUACUUUAGAAACGCUUGAAGGGAUCCUUGAGCUUGAAUUUGGAUUCCGUGAUAGUUUUGCUGCAGUAGUUUCUAAUCUUUGUCGAAACUACUGCACAAAUUUCCAGGUCCCCACAAAAUCUGCUGUACAUUUGGGGACGGCUACUGGACGAGGAUCUUUUGAAUUAAGCAAACUGUUUCAGCAGGUUCUUGGUGUAGAAAUGUGUGGCAGACUAAUUGAUGCUGCCAUUCGCCUUCAGUCCGGAAGAUGCCUGACUUUCAAGGAUGGAAAAAACAUUAAACUUGAUGAAUACAAGAUGGAGAGAAUCAUUUUUAAACAGUUGACCUGGGUUCCUAAUGAAAUAGAAAGCCAUGACCUUGUUCUCAUUACCCAUUUGGAUAGAGUUCAAAACCCUAAAGCCUGGCUAAUUCGUUUGUGGGAAAUAACUAAACCUCACGGUGUGGCUGUCAUUGCUUCCAAAGACGGAAGCUGGAACAGAGAAAGACUGGAGCAUCAUCUCCAUCAUAGACUAAAGUGUGUUAGCACUGAUGAAGUACAAUAUGAAGACAGAAGUGGCAAGGGUAUUGCAACUGUCACUGCUUGGAUGUACAAGUAAAGUUUCAACAAAUCAAAAGCCAACCUGGCACAACAUUUUUUUUUUACACUGACUUUUAUUAUUUAGCUGUGGUGGUCAUUCUCGUUUAUUGUUACAAUGUUGGUAAAACAAAUUUUUUUGUUUUAUUUUACCUCAAGUCGUAAUAAAAUCUCAACAAAUGAGGAGGUAGUACUUGAAACAAAACCCUCAUUUGUGCAAUCAAAUAUAACAUUUCAUUGGAUUUUACACAUUUUAAAAUAUUUUUUAAUGACUGGAUCAGGGAUUAAUUUACAUUUUAAAAUACUAAUACAACUAUUGAUCUCACAUUUAUCUUUGUUUUUAAUCAGGUAACAAAACCGGUUUCACAGGUUUAAAAUCUCUUGUAUAUAUGUGCUUUUCUUAAAAUAAUUUUUUUUAUUGUAAACAUAAAAUGUUGAAUAUUUUUGUUUGUACAAGUAAUCAUGUGAUUUUUUUCUUUUCUUUUCUUUUUGAAAAUUUAUAUUUUUCAUGCAAAAUAUGGUGUGUUGACAAAAUGGUUUUAUUUCAAGGUAAAACUUAAAAGAUUAUACAUUUGUUAAUUAUGUUAAUACAUAUUUUUAGAUUAUAUUGUUUGAUGUUGUUAUGCACUAGUUGAAAAUGUAUUUAUCAAAAUUUGUUUAAUAAAUGCAUAUAGGAAAAAAAUAAAUAAAAAACACA
Messenger RNA from Physella acuta, 2962 nucleotides. RefSeq names its product hercynine oxygenase. Gene Ontology annotation, molecular function: formylglycine-generating oxidase activity. NCBI's taxonomy places the organism in Eukaryota, Metazoa, Mollusca, Gastropoda, Physidae. The record is from RefSeq and is a predicted model, not a curated record. Gene Ontology annotation, biological process: protein oxidation.